Molecule: messenger RNA, 7398 nt
Organism: Talaromyces rugulosus
Lineage: Eukaryota; Fungi; Ascomycota; Eurotiomycetes; Eurotiales; Trichocomaceae
Exons: 5
Coding region: 1-7398 (2465 amino acids)
Biological process (GO): secondary metabolite biosynthetic process; fatty acid biosynthetic process
Molecular function (GO): fatty acid synthase activity; phosphopantetheine binding; oxidoreductase activity
Source: RefSeq, a predicted model, not a curated record
AUGGCCAUCUCACAAUACGAGCAAGAGCCCAUGGCCAUCGUGGGGUUUGGAUGCCGACUCCCCGGUGGCAACAACUCGCCCCAUAAACUCUGGCAGUUCCUCGAGGACGGCGGCAUCGCACCAAACGUGGUACCAAAAUCGCGCUUUAACUUCUCAGGUCAUUGGGACGGGUCACACAAGCCUGGGACCAUGCGACCCGCGGGUGGCAUGUUCCUCUCGGAUGACAUCGACCUCGCGCGAUUCGAUGCUGGUUUCUUCGAGGUGUCGGGAGCUGAUGCCACAGCCAUGGAUCCCAACCAGCGGCAGAUGCUCGAGGUAGUGUACGAAGGACUCGAGAAUGCGGGCAUUCCGCUCGAAAAGCUUGAUGGGCAGCCAGUAGCCUGCUUUGUAGGCUCCUACUCAACCGAUUACCUUGAUAUGCUGCAACGAGACGCUGAGGACCGUGCUCCGGGGUUUCUGAUCGGUACGGGCCGUGCCGUCAUGGCCAAUCGUAUUAGUUACUUCCUUAAUAUCAAAGGGCCCAGUGUUACCCUUGAUACUGCUUGUUCUGGGAGCCUUGUAGGGCUGGAUCUAGCGUGCCGGUCAUUACAAGCUGGCGAGGUUAACAUGGCCAUCGUCGCGGCAAGUAACUUAUACCUCAAUCCGGACCACGUCAUGGAUAUGGGGAGCGUCGGACAAGCACACUCUCCUACGGCCCUAUGCCAUACUUUCGACGCCGAUGCCGACGGUUACUGCAAGGCUGAGGCCGUGGGCUGUCUCAUAGUCAAGAGGCUACCAGACGCCCUGCGAGAUCGGGAUCCGAUUCGGGCUAUCGUCCGUGGAACGGCUUCAAAUAGUAAUGGGCGAACCCGAGGAACUGGAGGCAUUGCCCAGCCAAGCGGUGAGAUGCAGGCUGCGGCCAUGCGAGCCGCUUAUACUAAUGCUGGUAUCACCAACUUUAACGAUACCGCUUUUCUGGAAUGCCACGGGACAGGCACGCCGGCGGGGGACCCAGAGGAAGUGAAUGGAGCCGCGUCUGUAUUCUCGCCAACACGUGAAGAACAGCGGCCUCUCAUAAUUGGCUCGAUUAAGAGCAAUAUCGGGCAUUCCGAGCCAGCGGCAGGGAUCUCAGGUUUGAUCAAGAUCAUCCUAGCUAUGGAAAAUGGUGUGAUUCCUGGCAAUCCCACAUUCAUAAAACCGUCUCCAAAGAUCGACUUUACUGGAAACAAAGUCAAGGCCACACGAGUAGCCAUUCCAUGGCCUGAUCAGGGCUAUCCCGUACGUCGGGCAAGUAUCAACUGCUUCGGGUUCGGCGGUUCCAACGCGCAUGCUGUCAUUGAUCAGCCCGACGAGUCCAUUCGCAGCAGCCACAUGUCAUCGUAUCUAGGCGAUACCGAAGAUGAAGAAAACAACGAGGACACUGACCCCGAGGCACGAGAGCCAGUGCGGCCUUACCUACUAGUCCUCUCCGCGAACGACGCCGUGGCGCUCAAAGCGAACGUUUCCGUUCUGUGCAAUCAUAUGGCUAACCUUGGCGUAGAUGCCCCUCUGGCUGAUCUUGCGUACACAUUGUCGGAGAGGCGCAGCCAGCUCUGGCAUCGGGCAAUUUUAACCACAGAUACCACAAAUAACCUAGACGACAGAGCCUUUUCGCUUGGUAAAAAAUUAGCACACACGCCAAAAGUAUGUCUUGUCUUUACAGGCCAGGGCGCUCAGUGGCCUCAGAUGGGCAAGGAACUACUGGCUAAGUUUCCACAAACGCGGGAUAUACUUACAGAACUCGAUGCCGUAUUACAAGCCCAGCCUGAUCCGCCUACAUGGUCACUUGAGGUAGAGCUAAGCCAACCACGCUCGCCUGAACAUCUCCGUCUGCCCGAGUUCUCUCAGCCAUUGGUGACAGCGCUACAGCUUUGCAUUCUGUCCCUCUUAGAGUCGUGGGGCGUCAAACCAAGUGCCGUAGUGGGCCACUCGUCGGGAGAAAUUGCCGCUGCAUAUGCGGCCGGCUUCCUGGAUCGUGCUAGUGCAAUAAAGGCAGCGUUUUAUCGUGGUCAUGCCGCCGUCAGACGCCAAGCAGAUACAGAUUCCAACGUGGGCAUGUUGGCUGUAGGUCUCGGUCCUGAGCAGACCCAACCGUUCCUAGACAAGCACUCCGGUGCGUGGAUUGCAUGUUACAACAGUCCCAGCAGUGUGACUAUCUCAGGGUAUAGGAAUACGCUGGAGGCCCUGGAAAAAGAUAUCAAGGCGACUGGUCACUUUGCCCGUUUACUCCAAGUUGAUCUGGCCUAUCACUCACCGCUUAUGGACAUUGUUUCGGACGAGUAUGGAAACCUGCUGCGCGGCGAUGGCAAAUUCCGAGCUAUAAACAAAGAUAACGCAGCACCCGAAGUGAACAUGUAUUCGUCCGUCACUGCUAGUAAGAUGAACAUGCCGGCGGAUGUCGAAUACUGGACCGCUAAUAUGGUCUCCCCCGUCCGCUUUUCUGAAGUAUUGAGGGAUCUCAUCGUCAGCGAGACGCCGGACAUGCUGAUCGAAGUUGGUCCGUCAGGCGCUUUAGCCGGCCCUGUGGCCCAAGUGUUGAAGGACAAGAACCUUCCAGGCAGCAAAGACGUGUCAUAUCAUACGACCUGGGCGCGAGGAGAUGGUGCAUUGCAGGCUCUAUUAAACGUAGCGGGCCGCCUCUUCAUGGCCGGCGCACCUAUUGACAUAGCAGCUGUCAACGGCGGCUACACAGAUCGACGUGCAAUUGUCGAUUUACCAAAUUAUCAGUGGAACUAUACUUCUCGCUACUGGCACGAAAACGCGGCGAGCGUCGACUGGCGUACCAAGCGCUACAUAACACACGACCUCUUGGGUAGUAAGAUUCCUGGGACAUCCUGGAAGGCGCCAACGUGGCGUAAGAAGCUAGACCUUGCCGAUGUUCCGUGGCUCAAAGACCACCGGAUGGGACCUGAUGUGCUGGUGCCUGGUAUGGCAUUUGCUGCCAUGGCGCUCGAGGCCAUGUACCAGAAAUUUUGUGCCUUGUAUCCAGAAGAAACAAGUAGCGUUCAAAGCCCCGGUGACCUCGCCUACCGCUUCCGCAACAUCAAAUUCGACCGCGCUGUUGUUCUAGAGGAGGGCAAACCAGCCAAGCUGUUGUUGAGCCUGAUGGACGUGCCAGGCAGUAAGGACUGGCAUCAGUUCCGGGUCUUUACGGUUGCAUCGGAUAACCAGGAAGUCAUAUAUGAGCAUUGCGCCGGCUUGAUUCGAGUCCAGGAACCUUUGGGUGAUGAUCACCAACUGUCCGGGGCUGACCUUGCUCCGUUACGUUAUCCACAGUCUGCAGCGCCGUGGUAUAAACUGCAGCGCGAGAUGGGUAGCCAUUUUGGCCCGUCGUUCAGCAAGAUCAAGCAAUGGGAGACGGUCAGCGGUCAACAAACUUGCCGUUCUACGUUGUCACUAGAGCCACCGCCAUCUAAGUGGGAUCCCCAGUCAUAUUAUCCCAUACACCCUGCAGUACUCGAUGUCUGCCAACAGACAGCGACGGCCGCCUUCUUGGCCGGCGAGCGCAGCACUCUAAAUGAUGUUAUUAUCCUCUCGCAGAUCGACGAUAUGGUGAUAAACCGCUUGCCAGACCAGGUAAAAAACGGCUUGUCAGUCGCUGAGGCCGAGUGGACUGGCCGUGGGCGCAAAAGCCAUGUACAGAGCUGGUCAACCAAUGUAGCCAUCCAUGACCCAAACAGCGGCGCUCUGUACGUUCGAUUCCGAGGCCUGAAGUACGUAAGUCUGGAUGUUGACCGGAAGCCGGAUCCUCACUCGUUUAAUUCCGUCAAUUGGAGGCCUGACAUAUUCCACAUGACACAAGAUCAGCUUCUCUACUUCAGUUCGACAGCGAGCAGUAAGUUCAAUGAGGCGGUAGACCUCAUUGCACACAAGACACCACGACUGAGUGUCCUCGAAAUAAAUUUCAAUGACACAGAAUCGAGCGGCAACUUGAGCCUCUGGCUGCAGAAUGGCAAUUCUGCGUCAAGAUCAGCCCGUGCUGCAUUCUCGCACUAUACCUUUGCGUCACCUAACGCUCAAGCGUUAGUGGCCACCGAAUCUGCUAAUGGGGGAAAAGGUGGCGAUAUCAACUUUCAUCUCCUGGCUCUGAAUCAAGAAAAUUGGGGUUUACCUUCUGAGAAAAUGUUAUAUGAUUUAGUCAUUAUCAACGCUAGCGAAGCUGACUUGGACCGUAUUCUCACCAAGUCGAAGGAACUAAUGAAGCCUGAAGCCUUCACGCUCAUCGUUGUUGCGGAUCCAGUGACAAAGCUCGGGGUCCCCAAAUCUUCAUCUCCCGGUGAAUUCGCUGAUAUUUGCGACGCGAAUAUAGAGAGCGACAGCGACGGAAUGAGCGUUCCUAGUAGCGGCAUGGAUUCCCCCGCAAACUUGACCAGCUCCAGCUCGACUGUAACGAUACCCGACUUAAAGUUUUCAGGAAACGAUAUAUCCCAGCCCCUAUUAAACGAUGCUUGGAGCUCGGGUGAUAUUUUGUGCGUUGGGGGUAAUCCUCCCACAUACCUGUAUAAGAACAGCCUGAAAGGCAACAGGGAAAGCUGCCAGGGACGAAAAAUCGCUCUGGUACGUUUCGGCGAAACCAUUCUGCGAAGCUCGCCCAAUUUGCAUCUCAUGGUGGAGGGAUUAGGCUGUACUGUAAAAGAGACGUCCAUUGAAGGGUUUGAAGGGGAAAAUACUGCAUCAGUGGAUAUUGUGCUAAUCAUAGACGAGCUCGCCCAACCUGUAUUGCCCAGUAUCUCGGAAAGGCAUUGGGAAGCUCUCAAGGCUCUUGUUGCUUUGGGCAAGCCAAUUCUCUGGGUUACCAAGGGCGCACAGACAGAACGUGUGAGCGAUCCCGAGAAUGCCAUGGUGCAAGGGCUGUUCCGUGUCAUCCAUCGUGAGGAUCCAGGUGCCCGGCUAAUCACCCUAGACGUCGAGAGCCCGGCUAGCCCAGCUGCAUACUGGGCCAUGGACCAGGUACUAAAAAAGAUACUUUCCGGCGGUGUUUUGGAGACCGAAUACGCUGAGCGUGGUGGGAUGCUCCUCGUGCCACGCAUCAUGCCAGAUGAGAGUCUCAACAGAUUCAAGAACGCUGAGGUGGGAGCCGGUCUUGAUCUUGUCACCAAGGCAUUCCACGCCAACGAGGCCCAAGUGCGUCUCCAGGCUGACAAGAAAGGCUCGUUGGAGAGCCUAACCUGGUGUGAGACGACUGUGGGUGAUGUUGCUGUUGAAACAAGGAACGUUGAAAUCCAGGUCAUGGCCAUGGGCGUCAACUUCAAGGAUGUAGCUACUACAAUGGGAAUUGUACCAGAGAAUGAGCACAUGAUCGGGUGCGAGUGCGCGGGCUAUAUUCGCCGGCUCGGCCCAGGAGUGACUGGCUUCAAGAUUGGCGACCGAGUCGUGGCCCAGACGAACGGAACCUAUGUCAACCACCUGCAGGUUGUUACUGAUCGGGUUCACGCUAUCCCAGAUUGGAUGAGCUUUCAAGAUGCUGCUACUAUCCCUUUGGUGUAUUUGACGGCCAUAUAUUCCCUCUAUCAUCUCGCUAAUCUACAGGAAGGCCAGACAGUCCUAAUCCAUUCCGCCGCUGGAGGGGUGGGCAUGGCGGCGAUUCAGUUGGCUCAAUACAAGAAGUGUGAUGUAUGCAUCGAUUCUGUUUAUUCUUCUACCAAAACUAAGAUUAUCAACUUACAAAUAAAACCCACACAGAUAUAUGUCACGGUCAGCACUGACGAGAAACGUAAGCUGCUAGCCUCCCAGUUCAACAUACCGGCAAAUCGCAUGUUUUCAUCGCGCAAUUCCAAGUUUGCUGAGGAAAUACGGCGCGAAACCAACGGCCGCGGUAUUGCCGUCAUCCUCAACUCUCUGGUUGGCGAGCUGUUGGACGAGUCGUGGAGGCUGACCGCUGACGGCGGUAUCAUGGUGGAGAUUGGAAAGCGCGACAUCGUUGACCGUAACACAUUAGCCAUGGAGCCGUUUGAUAGGAACUGCUCUUUCCGCGCUGUUGAUCUUUCGUACGUCAGACAUUUUGGUGAUGAACUUACCGCAAGGCUGCUGAAAGAGGUUUUUGGACUGGUAAACAAUGGUCAUGUCGGGCCAAUUCGCCCCGUUGUCACAUUUCCCGUUGACCAAGUCAUACCAGCACUGUCCUAUAUUCGACGCGGCCAACACAUGGGCAAGGUUGUUAUAGCUAGUGAAGACCAAGGCUUGGAGCUACCCACCCGUGGCGCAAUCCGCAGACUCGAACUGAAAGCAGAUGUUUCGUAUCUGAUUGUUGGAGGGCUCAAGGGUCUUUGUGGGAGUCUCGCUGUGGAUAUGGCACGCCAUGGAGCACGCCACAUUAUUGCCAUGAGCAGGAGUGGAAUCAACGAUGAAGCAUCGGCCCGUGUAGUCAGAAACUGCGCCUCGUACGGGUGCGAAGUGAGGGAGGCAAGGGGUGAUGUGAGCGACGCAGACUUUGUGAGAAGCGUGUUUCGAACGGAGAAUAUUGCCGGCGUUAUUCAGGCUGCAAUGGUGUUGAGGGACAAGCCGUACGAGAUGAUGACACACGACGACUACCAAACGGCCAUCAAGGCAAAGUUGGCCGGAACAUGGAACCUCCACAAUGGCGCGCAACAGGAGCAACAGCGGCUCGACUUCUUCACUAUGCUGUCCAGUAUCUCGGGCGUGGUUGGCAACAAAGGCCAGGCCAACUACGCAGCCGCCAAUGCGUUCUUAGAUGCCUUCGCCUUCUACCGUCGAGGGCAGGGACUUCCGGCACAUACAGUCGAUCUUGGAUUAAUACAAGACGUCGGAUAUGUGGCCGAGGUGGGUGGAGCGACGCUUGAGGCGCGCUUCGAUAAGCGCGAGUGGACUCCUAUCAACGAAGGCAUGUUGCGCCGUAUCCUCGGAUACUCGAUCAUGCAGCAGGAGAUUCUCAGUGGGCAGGCGCCUCUUAGCACUGCCAGCGCCGCACAGAUGGUUACAGGCAUCGCCUAUCCACUCCCCACUGGUCAAUCCGAUCUGACCGACAAUCCCCGGUUCGGCUACCUCUUCACCUCCACCACAGUUGAGAACGAAGACCCAAGCUCUGGAAGUGAUCUGGCUGACCAGGCAAUCCGUGCGUUUCGACUCAUAUGUACGGCCAGCGAACCUGACCCAGCAGUGCUAGCCAACGCCGCCGUACCUCUGCUUCAAGCCCAGAUCACGAAGCUUCUGCGCCUCGAAACCGAGGUGGACCCGGGCAGGCCACUCAUGGCGUAUGGCCUCGACUCGUUGUCAGCCGUGGAGCUCCGUGGCUGGGUGCGCCAGAAACUGGGUGGCGAGCUUAGUACCCUCGACAUCACCAACGCGAGCUCGUUGAUUGCACUGGCCGAAAAGUUGGUCUCCAAGUUGCCCAAGCCGGAAGGAGGGGCGUUGGCCUCCUAA